AUGAACUAUUCCAAAUUGUUAAUAAUAUUGAACUGUUAUUUGCUGAUGUUUUUCCAACAAACUGCGGCACAAUUUGGUGGUAUGGGAUAUAAUCCGUAUGGUGGUAUGGGUGGAAUGGGAGGUAUGGGUGGUAUGUUUGGAUCAGCUGGUAGGUAUCCAAUGUAUGGUUACUAUCCACAAUAUCCAAUGUAUGGUUCUUAUCCGUGCUACACAAGUAUAUAUUGUGGCGGAGGCUAUUAUGGUUACGGACAAUAUCCAUAUUAUGGCAAUAGUUUCAGGAGCGGCUUUUCCAGCAGCAGUAGCAGUGGUUUCUCCACAUCUUAUGCAUCGAAUGGAGGUUUCUUUGGUUAA
Calliphora vicina (urban bluebottle blowfly) is the source of this 351-nucleotide messenger RNA. Its product is annotated as shematrin-like protein 1. The record is from RefSeq and is a predicted model, not a curated record. The transcript is spliced from 2 exons. NCBI's taxonomy places the organism in Eukaryota, Metazoa, Arthropoda, Insecta, Diptera, Calliphoridae. The coding region runs from base 1 to 351 and encodes 116 amino acids.